Messenger RNA from Ceraceosorus guamensis, 2223 nucleotides. Its product is annotated as putative CCT6-component of chaperonin-containing T-complex. The record is from RefSeq and is a predicted model, not a curated record. Gene Ontology annotation, cellular component: chaperonin-containing T-complex. Gene Ontology annotation, biological process: protein folding. Gene Ontology annotation, molecular function: ATP binding; ATP-dependent protein folding chaperone; ATP hydrolysis activity. The transcript is spliced from 4 exons. Bases 236 to 1951 code for a protein of 571 amino acids. NCBI's taxonomy places the organism in Eukaryota, Fungi, Basidiomycota, Exobasidiomycetes, Ceraceosorales, Ceraceosoraceae.
CGCACAGGCUUCUCCAUCAUAUGCACGCGCAUUCAUGAGACUCGUGACUUGCAAUUCUUGAUCUGCUCACGGCCACACUUCUCGACUCGUCUCGCCAUUCCGACAGCUCUCUGAUUGGCGCCAUCUCCACGACUCGAUCCACUCAAUUUGCUAGCACACGUGUGGUCCACCCACGCACACUCUCCUCGUCUUCGGGGCUCUAACGUCACUUGCGAAACGCUGAGCUCAGUCCAACAUGUCGGCUAUCGAGCUGAUCAACCCUCGGGCCGAGAGCGUCCGCAGGGCACAAGCACUUGCCGUCAAUUGCGCAGGAGCGAUGGGUCUGGCGAAUGUGGUCAAGUCCAAUUUGGGACCGCGAGGCACGAUCAAAAUGCUGGUGGAUGGCAGUGGUAACCUCACGAUGACGAAAGAUGGUUGCAGAUUGCUGAAGGAGAUGCAGAUUCAGAAUCCUACCGCUUCGAUGAUUGCCCGGACUGCAGUCGCUCAGGACGAUCAGUGUGGAGACGGUACCACCAGCGUUGUGCUUCUGGUAGGUGAAUUGCUCAAGCAAGCAGAACGAUACAUUCAGGAAGGCGUUCAUCCCCGCGUCAUCAGUGAAGGCUUCGAGGUCGCAAAGGCUAGCACGCUGAAGUUUCUAGAGGAGUUCAAGCAAACACCAACACUCGAUCGCGCAGCUCUCGUGGCAGUAGCGCGCACUUCCCUUUCCACCAAAUUGCACGCAAAGCUGGCAACACAGCUCGCCGGAGAUGUCGUCGAUGCUGUGCUGGCCAUCAAGCCCUCCAAGAGCAGCCCUGUCUCUGCUCCAGCGCCCAAGGCUGGCGACAACACGACCGAGAACCCUGGCGAGUGGACAGUCACAGAUCCUAUCGAUCUCCACAUGGUCGAAAUCAUGAAGAUGCAGCACAGACACGAGACGGAUACCCAACUCGUCAAAGGUCUCGUGAUGGAUCACGGGGCACGACACGCAGAUAUGCCUCGCAGAGUCGAGAAUGCCUACGUGCUUACUCUGAACGUUAGCUUGGAGUAUGAGAAGACGGAGGUGAACUCUAGCUUCUUCUACUCCUCUGCAGAGCAAAGAGAGAAGCUGGUCGAGUCAGAAAGGAGGCACGUCGACGCCAAGCUCAAGAAGAUUGUUGAGCUCAAAAAGGCAGUGUGCGAUCAAGCUGUGGAAGGAUCCAGCGAAAAGCCAAAGAAAUUUGUGAUUUUCAACCAAAAGGGCAUCGACCCGCUUUCGCUAGACAUCUUGGCCAAGAACGACAUCCUCGCCCUGCGCCGCGCCAAGAGAAGGAACAUGGAGCGAUUGCAAUUGUGCUGUGGAGGCGUCGCACAGAACUCGGUGGACGACUUGUCACCGGACGUGCUUGGCUACGCUGGUCUCGUUUACGAGCACACUCUGGGCGAGGAAAAGUACACGUUUGUGGAGGAGUGCAAGGAGCCGCAAAGUGUCACGCUGCUCAUCAAGGGCCCGAAUGCGCACACAAUGUCACAAAUCCAAGAUGCCAUCCGAGACGGGUUGCGCUCUGUCAAGAAUGCUAUCGAGGACGCUGCGCUGGUUCCAGGCGGCGGUGCCUUCCAGAUCGCGGCGGCCGCGCACUUGGUGGACAGUGUUGGCAAGAGCACAAAGGGACGCGCAAAGUUGGGUGUGCAGGCAUUUGCGGACGCCCUUCUCGUCAUUCCCAAAACUUUGGCUGCCAAUGGCGGGUUCGAUGUGCAGGAUGCCAUCGUCGCGCUGCAAGAUGAGCACUCUGCCUCUCCCGGAAGUGUCGUUGGCUUGGACCUUACGACUGGCGAGCCCACGGAUGUUGUCACGCAGGGCAUCUGGGACAAUUACAGAGUCAUCAGGCACAUGCUGCACAGCGCCUCCGUCAUCGCAACCAACAUCUUAUCGGUGGACGAGCUUCUGCGCGCAGGACGAAGCACCCUGAAGAACGAGCCACCUCCAGGACAGUAGACAGAGCAGAAGGGUCAUCACUUUGGCCAAGGAUCUUUCGCGCAUGGCUUGAGCCCUUGACGGAGGCCAUGUAAUGCUGUCAUUGGCCCCUGAUCACAAUGUCGAUCACGCUACUGUGACAGUUGUGGUGGGAUCGUCGUUCAUGAGCGUACAGAUGUGACAUUAUCGCUGUGCGUUGCGCUGUCGCCGCAAUGCGGAUUACCAUGAGGUUUUUAAUAUUCGUCCAGUGAGGAUCAAUUUGCGUUGCUUGCUUGCAGACAAAUGCAUACCCA